CCCAUGGCCCCCCAAUAUAUGCGUUCAACCGAACUAGACCUUGUUUGAGUGAAGUAGAUAGAUGCCCAAUUCCGUCAAACCCCCGCAUAGGGGGGUCUGACCUGGGCAAGCACCAUGAUUGCGCCCACACCCCCCAAAGCCAAAGACUAUAAUUAAUGUUCAAUAAAAAAUGGCGACAUUGCCUUCAGCAUUGAGUUUUUAUAGUCUCGUUUGGGUCCUGUUGUUCCUUGACUCGGGAAAGUCUCUUCUUAACAUUCGUACAAACAAGCAUCAAAUUCUCGUCACCACCAGUUAUAUAUCUGUUCACAAUGUCUUGCGUUGAGAGCGCCGCUCUAAAAAGUAGUGCGCCAACCCCAAAUAACCGUACGCGAUACUCUUUUGAGCAUCCAUGGUUUGAAGAAAUCCGUUCUGAGUGGGAGAGCAUCACCACCCCGCUGCGUGGGAAGAAACUCAGAAUCCUCGAGAUCGGUUCGUUUGAAGGUGCCUCUACAACAUGGAUUCUCGAUAACCUCAUGGACCACCCCGAGUCCAGCAUGGUCGCGGUCGAUCACUUUGGCGGCGGUAUGGACCAUCAUGUCGAACCCAUUGAGAACUACAACUUCAAUGCGCUAGAGGCUCGCUUCCGAAGUAACAUCUCCAAGUGCGAGAACAGUAGCAAGCUCGAGUUGAUGAAGAUGAGCAGCGACGACGCCCUACUUAAGCUCAGGCAAGCCCGAGAUGAGUUCGAUUUCAUAUAUAUCGAUGCCUCUCAUGUGGCAAUUGAUGUACUGCACGAUGCUGUGCUUUGUUGGCGCAUGCUGAAGGAAGGAGGCACGCUCGUGUUCGACGAUUUCAGUUGGAAGGGGUACAUGGAGCACUGCUAUAAUCCUCGGAUUGCCAUCUUUUCAUUUGUUCGGUGUGCUGAGCCCGAGGUAGAAUACAAGGAAACGGAAUCACAAGUUUGGAUCACAAGGGUUCCGAAUAAGCUCAAGGCGACAAGGAAUCAAGACCCUACCUUGAUGUACGGUGAAGACGAAUUGAGAGCAUUUUUCAAUGCUUCAUAGUACUUGAUUCUCUGAUAGAAAGGGAUACAACCCUCUGACACUGGGUAUUCUGCUUUCACUGGCACUAAAAGUAGUCCUUUAGCCUCAAUUUACUCUAUCUAACGUAGAAUGGAUCAAUCUGGGGCAUAGUUCUAUAUAGAAUACGAUCAAUGACUCAUAAGAGUUACUUUUAGAUCAAGACAAUAAUGGAUUCGUUUAUCCACAAAA
Xylaria bambusicola is the source of this 1250-nucleotide messenger RNA. Its product is annotated as SAM-dependent methyltransferase. The coding region runs from base 309 to 1043 and encodes 244 amino acids. The transcript has a single exon. The record is from RefSeq and is a predicted model, not a curated record. NCBI's taxonomy places the organism in Eukaryota, Fungi, Ascomycota, Sordariomycetes, Xylariales, Xylariaceae.